This is a messenger RNA of Elephantulus edwardii (Cape elephant shrew), 1458 nucleotides long. RefSeq names its product nuclear fragile X mental retardation protein interacting protein 1 (gene NUFIP1). Gene Ontology annotation, biological process: box C/D snoRNP assembly. Gene Ontology annotation, molecular function: RNA binding. Gene Ontology annotation, cellular component: nucleus. The transcript has 10 exons. Lineage: Eukaryota; Metazoa; Chordata; Mammalia; Macroscelidea; Macroscelididae. The coding region runs from base 1 to 1458 and encodes 485 amino acids. The record is from RefSeq and is a predicted model, not a curated record.
AUGAUUCCUUCCGGAUGGUUUCAACCCCCUGAGCUGACUCCUAUGUUGAGACCUCUCAGUGACGCUGAUUCGAUGCCGAACAACUGGAUGCUCUGGGCAACGAGGCCGCCGCCGCCUCCUUCCACAGCCGGAUCAGUUUUUUUCUCCGAGGCCCCGGUACACCCCGGGGCGCCGCCCCCCUUCGACACUCAACUGCUUCCCGGAGCCCAGGCCCCUCUCGAUACUCAGCCUCAACUUAACGUCCAGCCUUCCUGGAAUUACCAAGCCUCUUCCCCGUGGUACUGGAGAUCUGAUUCUUUUCCUCAGCACCAUAGUUACCACAACCCUGCUCAGCGUUCUUUUUUCCCACGAAAAUAUGAUGCAAAUGGCAGUGAUUUCAACUUUACUUCGAAUAAGACGCAAAACAAAAAGAGAAAAAAGGAGCCAGUUUUUCACUAUUUUUGUGAUACCUGUGAUCGUGGUUUUAAAAAUCAAGAAAAAUAUGAUCAACACAUGUCUGAACAUACAAAAUGCCCUGAAGUAGAUUGCUCUUUUACUGCGCAUGAGAAGAUUGUCCAAUUUCAUUGGAAAAAUAUGCAUGCUCCCGGCAUGAAGAAAAUCAAGUUAGACACUCCAGAGGAGAUUGCACGAUGGAGAGAAGAAAGAAAAAAAAACUACCCAACUCUGGCUAACAUUGAAAGGAAGAAAAAGCUAAAACUUGAGAAGGAGAAGACAGGCGCAGUGUUGACAACAACACAGUAUGGAAAGAUGAAAGGGAUGUCCAGACAUUCACAAAUGGCGGAGAUCAGAAGUACUGGCAAACAUCACAGAUGGAAAAAUAAUAAGGGUGGGCAUGGAGCAGCCAGUGGACCAGAUGGUCCCUCAUGUGAAUCAAAACCUGGCGGCCCGCCUGAGGCAAACGCAGAUCCCCUUGGUGUUUUGGCAGACAAUGAUUCUGAGUCGGACAUGGAAGACAAACCACACAGCACUGUCAUCCCCAAGGAGGUGACCCCCGCCCUGUGCUCCCUGAUGAACAGCUAUGGGAGUCUUUCCGGGUCAGACAGUGAGCCUGAAGAAACUCCCAUCAAGAAAGAAGCAGAAGUUCUGACAGAAAGCCAGGUUCUUCCCAGCAGUGCUCAGGAGAGUCCAAAUCAGCAAGUUAAAGCGGCUGCUCAAAAUUCCCCAGAAGUCAAACCAAACAGCCCCAGGAAAAGCUACAACAAGACAAAUCCCAGGCAGAAGAAAUAUCAGAACUGUCAAGCAUUUAAACCAAGAACACAUCAUCCAAAUCUCUUGGAGAUGCUUUUGGCUCCAGAUAUUAGACACGAAAGAAAUGUGAUUUUGCAGUGUGUUCGGUACAUCAUCAAGAAAGACUUUUUUGGACUUAAUACGACUUCUAUGAAAACUGAAACUGUUUCAGUGUCUGAUGUUUCAGUAUGUAAAACUGAAGCGUGUGAAGUAGCACCAUCUUCAAGUUAA